AUGAGGAAAGUAAGUCUCCCAGAUCGACCUGUUGUUGUGCCUGAAGGGAGCUAUAUGAAGGUGCAUUUGGCAAGAAAGUUAGAGGCCGGCACCAAAUUGGUCUGGCAUGGGUAUGGAGAUAGAUUUGAGCUGGGAUCGCUCGGAACACUUCAGACUACAUCUGGUAUAUGUCUUGGGUAUCUUGAUGGCGAAGUCAUUAUUCAGCCAACAUGUUCCACCCCUGGUCUCCAUGGUCAUUUCCAAAUCGCGGCAUUAAAUUUCGGCAUUGACGGGCCCAUAGCACAGAUACGAUUCAAUGCCAAAAUAAUGGAUGACUACUACCCGAUAAUCGUGAAAGAUGAUCUGCUUGUCUUGGGUGAAAAGGGCGCCGAAGGAACUCAAUUUGAGAUCAUAUCCUCCUAA
Molecule: messenger RNA, 402 nt
Organism: Nannizzia gypsea CBS 118893
Lineage: Eukaryota; Fungi; Ascomycota; Eurotiomycetes; Onygenales; Arthrodermataceae
Exons: 3
Coding region: 1-402 (133 amino acids)
Source: RefSeq, a predicted model, not a curated record